AUUUUGUGCAUUCCAUCUUCGGUCUAGUUCUAGCUUGUUGGUGCUGCUUCUUGCGGCGGCUUUGAGAGGGUAAUUCCAACGAGGUGGAGAAUCUGUAUGCAUAUGUCAUUGAUUGCUUGGGUUUCUCGAAUUUGCAGGUUCCAUCCUCUUCGCUACAUUUUCAUUGUCUUCCUGUACUUAUCUUCGAGCGUAUUUGUUGUAAUGUACAGCCUUUAUGGAUUUCCACUCUUAACUAUGCAUAGUUCCGCGAUAUUUAGCGUGGGAUCUUUGAUGCCAUUUCAUUGUCGACGAGCCAGGCCGCUGGGUUCUUUGCUCGGAAUGUUAUAACUGCCUACUUUAAAGCUUUCUGCUUCAUGUGUUUCUCUAUUUCCGUCCUUCGAAGUAUUCGACUCAUGAUACCUGCCAAGGAUGGCGGACAUUAUCAUUGCAGAUUCCAGCCCAAACA
Messenger RNA from Mollisia scopiformis, 445 nucleotides. RefSeq lists its product as uncharacterized. NCBI's taxonomy places the organism in Eukaryota, Fungi, Ascomycota, Leotiomycetes, Helotiales, Mollisiaceae. The coding region runs from base 97 to 327 and encodes 76 amino acids. The transcript has a single exon. The record is from RefSeq and is a predicted model, not a curated record.